UCUUCUUGUCUUUUCAGACAUUUCCUCUGCUGGGCAAGUGUCAAAGAAGUCCUCUUGAGAAUUUUUUGCCAUAGAACUUUAUCCCAUUCAUUAUAUUCGGAUAUUUCCGCCUAAUUUGUGCAUUUUCCUACAUCAUCAUUACAAUCCUAUUCUACAUGAAGGAUCAUCUUGCAGAAAUUUAGGGCUAUGACUAGGAUUUUUAGUGAACUUCCAGUCGAUAGGACGUGGUUUGUAUUUUGAAUGUUGUCAGGUGAAAUACUAAGUCAAGCACCAUUGAGCGUGGCCCUGUUGCCGCCACCCUCAUUGAUAAAAGUCUGCAAAGCUAUGGCGACUAUCGCCACCCUGGCAAAUCAACAAAACAUUGAUGAUGACGAUAUAUAUUUGGAAAAUGGAUUAAUGAGCUAUGAAAAUCCAAAUUAUCAUAUGGAUCCCCAGCGUAUUGAGAGAAAUUCACACUUGUACGAGGAAAUACUGUCAGAGUUGCAACAGCAGAAUUCACUGAAAGGAACAAGCUGCAGAAAGGAUUACAGUCGAAUGGAUUUGGGAUCUCUCGGAAUAGACAUGAAGGAUAAUUUUGGAUCGGCGGAGAAGAAGAGCCUUAUGGACUCAUCUCCAUCGGAAGCUAAGCGCAAGUCUGAUCAAGUAUCGGAAAAGGAUGAAGGAAGAGUUAUGAAAGAACAAACGAAUAAUGCUGAGGCAAAUAAUACAAUUAGACACAUCUCUGGCAAUAUGAACUCCAAUGAUUUGUAUGCUCUGCCAAAUAAGAGAAAGGGCAGCUUUUCCAAUGCAGUAAAAGUCGAAGAAGAUGUUACUGAGGAUGACGAAGAGGAACUUGAGAAGGGUAGAAAGGAAGAAGUUGAAGGGAUUGAAGAUAAGGAUGCCAAUAAAGAUUUACCACCGGGAUGGGAAAAACAUGAAGAUACUGAUGGUCCCUAUUACUGGCACAUAAAGUCCGGUACAAUUCAGAGAGAGCCACCAGUUUGGCCAAAAGAUCCACCAAGAGAAUUAAAAACACCGAUUCUGUCCACAAAUCCACAACAAUUUCUAACAUUUGCUAAGAGCCCAAACAAUAAUUAUUCUUUUUCAUCUGCUAUGACAAGUUUCUACAACAAUAAAGAUGGAUUGGGCAAUCGAAUACAGGAAAGUCAGAGUUUAUCUGUAACAAGAAGCAAUACAAGCUCAGCGCUUGAUCAAGAAGAAGAACGUAAACGCAAGGAGGAUCUGGCAUUUAAACGUCGGAGCUAUCCUCUUAAAUCUGAAUCAGACAGACCCAUACGUUUUGCCGUAAGAUCUCUUGGUUGGGUGGAAAUUGCAGAAGAGGACUUAACACCAGAACGUUCCUCAAAAGCUGUAAAUAAAUGUAUUGUGGAUUUAUCACUGGGCCGAAAUGAUUUAUUGGAUGUUGUAGGACGCUGGGGAGAUGGCAAAGAUUUGUUUAUGGACUUAGAUGAAGGUGCUUUAAAAUUAAUAGACCCAGAAAACUUGACAAUACUCAACACACAACCAAUUCAUACUAUUCGAGUUUGGGGUGUUGGUAGAGAUAAUGGAAGGGAUUUUGCAUAUGUAGCCAGAGACCGUCUAACCAGAAUACAUAUGUGUCACGUCUUUCGCUGUGACACAGCUGCCAGAACCAUAGCUAACACUUUAAGGGACAUUUGCAAGCGGAUCAUGAUAGAACGUUCUUUGCAGCUGGAUGCGAGUGGUACAAAUUCGAAUGGUGCUCGAUCUGCAAUACGUCCCACUGAUUUACCAACUGAGAAUCGGCGUUGGGUGCGGCAUACUCAAUCGUUCCCAACACCAAUGGAAGAGCCAAAGAAGGUUUUAAAGGCACAGUACUUGGGAUCACAAGAAGUCAAUCAAGCAACUGGAAUGGAUAUUCUAAAUAGUGCCAUUGAGUCUGUGUUGCAGCAAACUAAUCCGGAAUCAUGGGAAAAAGUCAAUGUAUCGGUAGCUCCUAGUAUGAUUAGUAUUUACUCAGCUGGGGACGAUUCUCGAUUGCUAGUUGAAUGCCGCGUUAGAUAUUUGAGUUUUCUGGGAAUUGGGAAAAAUGUGAAAAAUUGUGCAUUUAUAAUGCACACGGCACAGGAUAAAUUCAUUGUUCAUGUAUUCCAAUGUGAACCAUCGAGUGGGGCUCUCUGCAAAACAAUUGAAGCGGCUUGCAAGUUGCGGUAUCAGAAAUGUCUCGAUGCUCAUCCGGAGAAUCGCUUGCUGGCUGAUACGCAGACACCGAGUAAAGGUUUAGGAAAUCUGGCCACUUUCCAUGGGAACAGAACGUGAGGUAAUUCCACAUAGACACCUGCAGUCACCAUUAAUUAGUAAGAAACAUUUUGAUUAUCCUCACAGUCCGUAACAAUUGCCUCUUUUGUUAUGGAAAUUUAUUUAUAUUGUAUACACGAUUCUUGGGCAAAACUGCAAAAUUUUCCUACUUUUUUAGUGUAAUUUUAUUGAGAGCUGAGGCAUAUUUAUUUGUAUUUCUUAAGUUCUUUUGAACAAUGUAACUUUACUAUUGACAAGAGUUGGAAUUUCUAGAAAGAUUUGUUUUUUUUUUUUUAAAAACGGAUCAGAAGUUUUUUGCUCUUGUCAGUAGAACUGACUAGUGCAAUAGUUCCAGAUCAAGCAACCAUUCACGAGACAUGAUUUUAAAUUAGUUUUUGAUUAAAAAAAAAUAUUUUAAUGGAGCAGUUCAAACAUUUCCGCGAGAUUUGUUUAUAGUGAGUAUUAAAAAAAAAGGAUGGAUGACGUAAUGUAUAUUAUCUAAUUUUUCUUAACUUAUAGUAUUAGUUUAUUUCCAAUAACAUUUUCUUAUAGGCGUGUGCUUUGUUUUUUUUUUAACAUAGUUGAGACCAAGCAAAGAAAAAGGGAAAAUGCAUACAAAAAGAACAUACAAGUUCUUAAUCUAAAACAUAUUAAUAACACAAACAUUAAAAAUAGUUAAAAACAAAAAUAGUAAAUUGAAUGAGUAUAAAGAAAGCUCAUCUAAUGAUUCCAUUUCGAACUUAUUUCCAUUUCCGUGGCAAAACCGUAACUUCAACCAAAAAUUCAGAGAAAAAAAAUUGUUAGAAUCACUAAAAGCGUACAUAUUAAAACCAGUUACAUAUCUACUGAAAAUAUUUCAAAAAAAGAAAAAUUUGAAUUUUCUUUUGUUCUUAUGAAGGAAAAAUGUUUUAGCGAAUGGAAGUCUUUGAAAUUUUGUAGGUUUAGUUCAAUAGAUUUCAUUUUUUAAAAGUUUACAAAACCGAAAGACAAAUUGCGUAUAUAAAUUUAAAAAAAAAGAAGUAACUGAAUUUUAACUUAGAAAAAAGAAAAAAAAGGUAAAGAAAAUGGCAACAAUUAUUUUAAUUUCAAGAAAAAAAAUGAUCAUGGAUAGUAGAAGUUAAAAGAAAGAUACAAAAAAAAUAAGAAUAUUUAUAAAUAAAUAUAUAAAAUGUUAGGCUUUUGCGGUGUUAACAAUCCUAUUUAAAAAGAACAUAUAUAAAAGCAUAUAUUUACAUCAAAAACUGAAUUGGUAUGCUAUUUACUAUUAGUUUCUUUUGAACUUUGACUUUUCAUUUCGAAUUCAGAUUAAAAAAAAAAGAAGUAUAUAUUUCAAAAAAUAAAAAUCUGGUUAUUUAGAAGAAAAAAAAAAGAAGAAACGCCAAAAAUGUUGCUAUGGAAAAGCGAUUAAUGCACAGGCUGUCCAAUGUAUUAUUGACUAUACAUAAUUGCAUAACGUAAAAAUUGAAUUUGGAAAAAAUUAUUGAUGCUAAUUACAAAAGAAAAAAAAAGUCAGAAAUGUGCUCCACUAGUAUUUGUGUACCUCGGCUAGCAAUUUGUAAAAGAUUAUGAAAUAUCUAGUAUAAAAAUGUAAAUAAUUUCUUGCCUUUGUGAAAACAAAAAAAAAAUGAAUAAAUUUGAGAGGAAAAGAGGGAAAAUGAAGAGAAAAAUCGAGCAUUUUGAAGUGAACUUCAAAUACGGAAGAAUUGUGAAGAAUUUUAGUAAGAUUUAACACAGAUUGGUAUUUUACUAAUUAUAUUAGAUGAAAAGGAAAAAAAAGAAAACAUAAAUUAAAGAAGAGAAGAAAUGAGGAAUAUUAAAAAAAAAAACAAUGUAGGAGCUUUUUGUGACGUAAUAUUGAAUUGAAUAACAGACAAGUAAGCAACAUAAGCUGUACAAUCGAGGAUAAAAUUAUUCAUAUACAGACACAAAGGUAUUAUUUUAAAGAUGUAUGUAUGUUUACCAUUCCUUUUAACGCAGUGUUUUUAUUUUAAUUGCAAUAACGAAAUUCUCAAAAAAAAAGGAAAAUAAUGAAAUAUACUAAAGCAAGGGUCUAUGCAGUUUAUAAACAAUGAGGAUUUUUUAUUAUUUAUUUACAUAUUUUUUUAUUCUGAUUAUUUUUUAUGAUAUAGCUUUGUUUUCUCUAUUUAUUGAAAAUAUAUUAAUAUAUAUAUUUUUUAAAUUUAUAAUCCCAUUUUUUAAAAUCUUUUUUAAGCAUUUUUUUUUUAAUUUUAACUUUUAUUACUAUGACUCAAGAAACUUAAUACUCUAUAAACGUGCCAUUUUAAAUGUUAUAUUAUUCUUUAAGUUAUUUAUUUGUACGAUUCAGAUUGCCAUUAAGAGUUAAAAAUUGUCCAUUUUUUAUGACAACAUAUAAUAACGUCAUGUAACAAUUAUGCUUUCUUUUUUUUUUUAAUUCUAUACAAGAAUUUUACGUCAGUAAUCAAGCUUUUUUAUCAAUUAACCUUGAAAUAUAUAUUGUCCACAGAAAAAAAAAGAAAAUGAAAAAGGUAAAUUCUUUCCUGGCAAGAUUUUUCUAACUGUUAUCAUAUAAAAUUAGACAAAAAAACCAACACUUAAAUCUUGCGAGAUGAAAGACGAACGUUGAAUGUAAAAUUACUGCUUGCUUUGCACUUGUGCACAAUGCGGAAAAAAAAUUAAGAAAAAAAGAAAAAAUAGAGAUAAACAAUAUGUAAUAAUUGAAAAAUAGUCACUACAUUGAAAUUUGAUUUUCGAAUAUUUUAACUUUGUUUUUUUAAUAAAGAAUGUAUUGGAACAUUUAACACGGUCUUCAUUAGACAAAAAAAAAAUGUUUAAUGUCCUAAUCAGGAAGAGAGAUAGGUUUACAUGAUUGAUAAAAUUUUCGUUUUCUGUCACUAAAUAAGAUGAAUUAAGUCCAACAUUUGUAUCACAUUAUUUGAAGGAAAAAAAAAGAUUGCUACAAAAUAAAUGACUGCAUUGCUUUUAA
Molecule: messenger RNA, 5221 nt
Organism: Phlebotomus papatasi
Lineage: Eukaryota; Metazoa; Arthropoda; Insecta; Diptera; Psychodidae
Product: protein Fe65 homolog
Exons: 14
Coding region: 241-2277 (678 amino acids)
Biological process (GO): regulation of DNA-templated transcription
Cellular component (GO): nucleus; cytoplasm
Molecular function (GO): transcription factor binding; amyloid-beta binding
Source: RefSeq, a predicted model, not a curated record